Molecule: messenger RNA, 6609 nt
Organism: Kalmanozyma brasiliensis GHG001
Lineage: Eukaryota; Fungi; Basidiomycota; Ustilaginomycetes; Ustilaginales
Product: Nucleoporin FG repeat
Exons: 2
Coding region: 1-6609 (2202 amino acids)
Biological process (GO): post-transcriptional tethering of RNA polymerase II gene DNA at nuclear periphery; protein import into nucleus; RNA export from nucleus
Cellular component (GO): nuclear pore; nuclear pore cytoplasmic filaments
Molecular function (GO): structural constituent of nuclear pore
Source: RefSeq, a predicted model, not a curated record
AUGUUUGGCUCUAGUGGCUUCGGCGGCUUCGGCCAGCAAAACAACCAACAGCAGCAGCAGCAACCUCAGCAGCAGACUGGCGGUCUCUUUGGCCAGCAGCAGCAGCCCAACACACCUGCGCAGACUGGCUUUGGCGCCUCGACUGGCUUCGGAUCAACAGGUGCCUUUGGCGCAGCGCAACCAGCAGCACAGACCGGCGGCGGUCUCUUCGGCCAACAACCAUCGCAAACACAGACACCUUCCUUCGGCGGCUUUGGCGCUUCCACCAACAAUGCAUCCACCACCGGCGCCUUCGGGGCGCGCCCCGCUGGUACCACUGGCUUCGGCGGCUUCGGUGCAUCUGCCGCCAACACAGGCACUGGCGCUUUCACUUUUGGAUCCACUCCCAACCAGCAACAACAACAGCAGCCAGCAGCAGGCGGCUUUGGCUCUUCCACCUUUGGUGCAUCCGCCCCAGCGACCGGUGGUCUCUUCGGUCAGCAGCCACAGCAGCAACCCGCCGCUGGUGGAUUUGGUGCAACGGCCGGUGCCUUUGGUCAGCCGGCUGCCGGCGCUGCUCCCAGUCAGAUCACCCAGGGCACUGCGACCGUGCCUUAUGACCCGCUUCGUGAAGACUUGACUCCAACCGAACACAUCAAGGACCGCAAGAACUGGGAUGUCCAGCAGGCCAUCACCGUUAUGCCCGCCUACAGCCAACACAGCGUCGAGGAGCUUCGUCUCAUGGACUACCAGCAAGGCCGAUCCAAAGGCAACACUGGGCCAGGCGCCACGGGGGCUCCUUCAACUGGCUUUGGCUUCGGCAGCAACACGAACACCACCACCGGCGCUUUCGGUCAGCCUCAGCAGGCCUCGACUGGCUUCGGUGCGACCCCAUCGACAAACACUACGGGUGGUCUCUUUGGCCAGCCACAGCAGCAGCAGACUGGUGGUCUCUUCGGACAACAAAACAACCAGCAGCAAUCAGGCGGUCUCUUUGGAGCCAAGCCUGCCACGACGGGCUUUGGUGCCUCGACGACGGGCGGAGGUCUCUUCGGUCAGCAGCAGAACCAGCCUCAGACGGGCGGCCUCUUCGGUCAACAGCAAAAUCAGCAGCAGCAGCCUGCUUCCUCGUUUUCCUUCGGCGCACAGCCGCAACAGCCCGCCGCAAGCACCGGCUUCACAUUCGGUGCCAACAACAACCAGCAGCAGCAGCAAAACAAGCCUGCGUUUGGAUUCGGCGCGUCCACCACACAGCCCGGCCAGACCGCCACCACUGGCUUUGGCUUUGGUGCCAACAACAACCAGCAGCAGCAGGGUCAGACGGGCACGGGCUUCGGUGCCGGCGCUACCGGCACCACGGGCGGGUUCUCGUUCGGAGCCAAACCUGCCACCGGCGGUCUCUUUGGUAGCACCACCACGCAGCCGGGUCAGGCAGCCGGCGCCACCAGCACCUUUGGCGGCUUCGGUGCCGCUGCCAACACAGCUACGCAGAACAAGCCCGCCUUUGGAUUUGGCGCAGGUGGAGGAUUCGGCGCUACUUCCGGCGCGACGACGGGCACGACGGCCGCCCCUGCUGCCACUGGCGGUCUCUUUGGCGGUGCUAGCACCACGCAACCCAGCGGAGGCCUCUUUGGCAACACCAACACCGCCGCAGGAGGUGCUACAGGCACGACAGGAGGCUUCAGCUUCGGUGCCAACAACAACACCCAGCAGCAGACUGGCACCACGGGUGGCUUUGGAGGCGGACUCUUCGGAGCCAAGCCCGCGGGUCAGACUGGCACGCAGCCGGCCUCUGGCGGGCUGUUCGGCAACACAGGCGCCCAGACGGGCCAAGCGGCCGGCACUGGUUUCGGUGCGGGCGCAACUACUGGCGGUGGGCUCUUUGGCAACACGGCCAACAAGCCUGCCACGGGCGGCUUCUCGUUCGGCACGGGUGGCGGCUCCUCUCUGUUUGGCGGCAACAACCAGCAGAACAACCAGCAGCAAGGUGCCGGUGGUCUGGGCGGUGGCUUCGGUCAGACGCAGAACAACACGACCGGAGGUCUUUUUGGACAGUCGAACCAGACUUCGACCGGCACGACCGGCGGAGGUCUCUUUGGUGGCGCUAGCAACACGGGAGGUUCAUCGCUCUUUGGCAACACCGGCACUUCCACGACGGGCGGUGGCCUCUUCGGCAGCUCGACGCAGAACACGACGGGUGGCGGUCUCUUCGGCGGACUUGGCGGUGCACAGAACCAGCAGGCCUCGGGUGGUCUCUUUGGCCAGUCUCAGCAGAACCAACAGCAGCCUGGUUUGCUUCAGAAUCAGCAGCAACAACCCACCAUGCAGGCGUCGCUCGACUUGAACCCCUACGGCACCGACAGUCUUUUCGCAUCGAACCCGAUCAAUGGCGCGGCUGGCGGUUCGGCCGCCAACGGUGCUUCUCUGCCCUUCAACGUGGCGUCCAAGAACAAGCCGCCUCUCACCACGCCUUUCCGCUCCAGUCCGCGCGGCGCCAACAAGAUCAACCGCCUGCGUGGCUCGACGCCUGGUGCUUCGGGUCUCGGCAACUCCAGCUUUGUCCGUGAAGGCACGCCCGGAUCGUUCCGAGAGGGCACCCCUGGCGCUCACGCUCGUUUCGGCACGCCUGGUCGCGGCGGCUCGCCAGCUCUCUUCAAGGGCUUGAGCGACGAGUACAGCCAGCCGCUGUCUUCGCAGGCGUUCGUCUCACGACCCUCGGCAAAGCGUCUGGUGCUCGACGAUGCCGGAGAGAACAGCUUCUCGGCUUCGCGCAUCGGUCGCAGCGGCAGCGUUCCUCAAUUCGAAUCUGGAAGUAGCCCAGCUGUGGGCUCGCUCGCUGGAUCCGCUUUCCGCAGCGGGACCGUUCAGCCUGGCUCGGCAUCGCGUGUCACCUUCAGCCCUGCUCUGGAGCAGCGUGCUGAGUCGGUGCGACCCGGCGGAGGCGAUCUGUCGUUCGCCUCGUCGCUGCCUUCGCGUCGCGGUAACUUCCUUGGCGACGCUUCGACUACCGUGGUUCAAGACACGCCGCUCAAGACGGUCUCGGCCGCUGCUGCCAAGGCUGGCGCGCCGCGUCAGGGUCGCGACCUCGAGUCAUCGUUCGCUUCAGCACCCAGCUCCAGUCCGAGUGCUGCCACCAACGGGUCCACUGCCUCCACUGGCAAGGUCGGCGAGUACUACACUGAGCCUUCGCUCGCCGCUCUGCGCACUGCUAACUACAAUGAGCUCGCUGCUGUGCACAACUUCAUCGUGGGACGCAAGGGGGUCGGCCAGAUCGAGUUCCUCGACCCGGUCGACCUCACCUCGAUUGGCGACCUCAACGACAUUGUCGGCGGUAUUGUGCAGAUUCGACUCAAGGAGGUGGUCGUCUACCCCGAGGAAGACGACUACGACCCGCGCAACCCCAAGGACGGCGCCAAGCGAAACUUUGUCCCCGGCCUCAAGGCCAAGCAGGGCACCGGACUCAACGUGCCUGCACGCGUCAGCCUCGAGGCGUGCUGGCCUACCGACCGCGCCACUCGCGAGCCUAUCAAGGAUGCCGAGCAUCCUCGUGUCAAGCAGAUGAUCAACAAGCUCAAGAACAAGCCCGAGACCGAGUUCGUCGACUUCGAGCCCGAGUCUGGCACUUGGAGUUUCAAGGUCAAGCACUUCAGUCGUUACGGUCUGGACGACUCGGAUGAGGACGAGGAGGCUGCUGGCGCCGGUGUCAAGCAAGCUGCUUCUGCCACCAAGGCUAACGCUGUCGCCAACGCAAAGCGACCUGCCAGCAAGCGUCUUGCACCUAUGAAUGCCAGCGAGGAUGACAUGUCGGACGAAGAUAUUUCUGUUGUUGGUGGCACCUUUCACAGCGAUGACGAAGACGACGACGAUGAUGACGCGCCGCCGCCACUGCGGACGCUCGACGACGGGGACAUGGAUACCGAUGACGAGGCAAGCCAGGCGGCUGCUGCCGCGGUCGCUGCCGCCAAGCGUCGUCAGCAGCGCCAGUGGACGCCCUCGUCCAGCGUCACGGGUCGUGAACGCGGUGGCAGCACAACACCUUCGCGAGCCAUGUCGAACAUCGGCAACACCGCCGAGGCGAGACGCGUGCAGGUGAUGCAGGCGAGUUUUUUUGGACAAGACGACAGUAAACUAGCUUCCGCUGCUGUCGUUCCUGCCAAACCAAUGGGAGCCGGCCUGAGCACUAAGAAGACGCUCCACCUCAGGCCAUCCGCCGCUGUAUCGUUGGAACCACGCAAGCCAGUCUCGCCGUUGCCAACAUCAGCAGCUGCCGCUGCACCGGCACUCGGACAAAAGGACCGAAUGGACGAAACUGCGCCAGUCGAACCUCGAAAGGCAGCUGUGCAAGAGGUCCAGCAACCGGCAAAGAAGCUGCGCAAGCUCGAUGUCGCCAAGUCGGACGCGGUGAGUGCGGACGGCGAGAUCCUCGAUGCUGGCCUGUCGCUCGGACGCAGCUUCCGAGUCGGAUGGGGUCGUGACGGCACCUUGGUGCACAACGGCAGAAUCGUCCACCUCGGUCGAGACGAGGCGAGCUCUACUGCCAAGACGGAAGCUGAAGCUGCGGCAUCAGCAAGCACCUCGACGCUCGUCCUCGAAAAGGUCAAGCUCUUCAAGGACGCCGACACGUCGAAGCAGGAAGCAGAGCGCGCUCAGAAGUUGCUCAGCGUCCAGCUCGAAAACACCAAUGUCGAGCUCGACGACGACGGCGUGCCCACAGCCUACACCGACUUUGGCACGCGCUUCCGACACUUUGCGUCGUCGUUCGAGCACAAGGAUCGCAGCUUCGAGGCGAGUCUGUGGCGACUGGGCGUAGCGCUGUUUGACGAGAUCGAGCUGCACAUCCCCGAAGGUGCGGCUGCCGCAACGGCGGACCGCAUCCGCAACAUGCGAAGGAAAGCAGCGUUGUCGGACUGGCUUCGUCACACGGUGGCUGGCACGGUCGAGACCGAGGCGCGAUCGCACAUCGCUGCUUCACGACGCGCUGCGUUGCUGUUCAGCUAUCUCAGCGGUGAUCAGGUUGAGCGUGCCGUCAAUGCCGCUCUCGAUGCUGGCGAUUUGCGACUCGCGACGUUGAUCGCACAGGCCGGCGGCGACGAAGAAGUUCGUGCCGACAUCAGCGAGCAGCUGCUCACCUGGCGGAAGGAGGGUGUCGACGCGCACAUCACACGCGACCACCGCAGAGUGUACGAGCUGCUUUCGGGCAACGUGCUCGUCUCGAAGGGCACCGAUCCGCGAACGACCAAAGAUCCGAUCGACCAGGUGAGCGAUCUGCCCAUCUGCGAGGGUCUCGAUUGGAAGCGUGCAUUCGGCCUCUUCCUCUGGUACGAGUCUCCGUACGAAGCAUCGUUGGAACACUCGUUCGAGCGCUACGAGGCGCAGAUUUCAGCCACUGGGUCCAACAGCGCGAGCAUCGCCCCUCCUCUCCCUUGGUACCGCGAGAGCUCGAGCCUGGGCGCAACACGCCUGCGUCAACUGCUGCAGAAGCCAGGUGGCUACGAUCGCGAUGCGCUGUUCGAGCUGCUCAAGCUGUACGUCGACCCGACGUACGGUCUCGAGCCUGCACUCAACGCGUGUGCGUUCGGCCCGUCGAACGUCGAUGCUCGCCUGCCUUGGCAUCUGUACAAUCUGCUCUCUCGCGUGCUGCAGCGACGUGAUUUUGGCGAUCGCAUCGAGCUCGGUCUGAGCGAAGACGACGACGAUGGGAUGCACGAUGCCGAUCUCGACGGUCCGAGCGCAGCCAGGUCAAGAAAAGUGCAAGGCAACUCGGCAAGAGCAGACACGCUCGCCUCGUCCUACGCCACCCAACUCGAACUGCUCGGUCAGUGGCGCUGGUCCGCCUUUGUUCUGCUCCAUCUCGAGCUCUCCUCCAGCCGGGAGACAGCGAUCAAGUCCCUCCUCUCGCGGCACGUCACUUCGCUCGACCUCGAACGCGACUUCCUAUGCGAUCGCCUGCUGAUUCCGGAAUCCUGGCUGUUCGAGGCGAAAUCCUACGCCGCGCGCGCACGGGACGACCGAUACGGCGAAUACCAGCUUCUGCUGCAAGCGCAUGCCUGGGUGGCAGCACACAACGUGGCGGUGCACCAUCUGGCGCCGGAAGCGAUCAUCCGAGGGGACCACGAGUUGGUCUCCGUUCUGUUCUCGCCGUUCUACCUCCAAGUCGGGGAUCCGGCGGAUGAGAUCCCGGGUUGGGCCGAGGGGGGUGCGGUGUACAUCGACUAUGUUGCUGCGUCGCGCGAGGUGCCGGGGUUGAAGGCGAUGCUUUCUGAUCCCGAAACGCGGGGGUUGGCGAUGGAAAAAGCGGAGUGGUAUGCGGCGCGAUUGCCGAGUCUCACAGCCGGGGUGAAUGGUUUGUUGGCCAUCCCGGGUGGUGGGCCGUUGAAUGCGGCGCAGCGAACACUUAUGGUGGCGCGAACGGAGAUGGUCGCGGGCAUCACGAAUUUGGCGCGCAUAUUGAUCGUCUUGGCGUCGACGGCGGAGGCGGCCGAGAGGGGGAGGCUGGAAGGUAUGGCUGCGAGACUGCUGGCCAGCAACGCGGUGAGUGGCAAAGAGGGCGAGUGGGAUGCGGCUGCGCUGGAGGUGGGUGCUGUGCAGGCGAGCGCCGAGGACUACUUGGCGUCGCUUGUUGGCGUUUGA